AUGCAGCAGCAGUUUUCUGCUCUCAAAAGCAUUUGCAUCAAGGCCAGGAGAUUAAACGUGUGGGUUGGGAACUGCGGAGAGUGUGUUGUCUCGCUUGGGGCUCCCGGUGCCAGAGUUCCAGCUUUCAUCGCACAGGGUGAAAGAUUUUUCCUGGACGUCUCCGUCUAUGUGGCUACAGGCGUCAUGUUCAGUUCAUUAGUGCUGGUGUUGGGCUGCCUGCUGCAGAGCAAACUAGUGGCCACAGAGGGGCACCGUGGGCCCAACCGCCAUGUCUUCUAUGCAGUUCACAUGGAUGGAGGCAGCAGAGCCGCCAGAGCUUUGGCUGAGCAGCACAACCUGGAGUUCAUACAGCGGGUUGGCAGCAUUAAAGGUCUUUACACCCUGAAAGACAGCAGGGGGCGCCCAAACAGAACCUGCUUUGAGGACGGCCUGGCUGCUGCAGUGGGGGUUCACUGGGUUCAGAGGCAGUACUGUCAUCACAGAGAAAAGAGGGAUCUUCUGAGAGGACUUCAGCGCAGCACCACAAGCAGUUCCCAGAGGACAGAGUCUGUAGCUGACAACCCGCCCGAGGAGAGCAGGAGUGACCAGACCCUCACCUUCAACGACCCGCUUUGGCCCAUGCAGUGGGAACUGUUUGCGCAGGGCGAGUUCAACUCCAGCAGAUUUGACCUAAAUGUGAUGCCAGUUUGGAAGAACAACAUUACUGGAAACGGCGUCGUGGUCAGCAUCAUCGAUGAUGGAGUUGAUCAUACAAACAAAGAUCUUCAGAAAAAUUUUGAGGCCUUUGCCAGUUUUGACUUGCUUGCCUCUCAUGGUUUGUCUCAUGAUCCCAUGCCCACCAAAGAUGAGGAAAACAGUCAUGGAACCCGGUGUGCCGGCGAGGUUUCCAUGGAAGCCAACAACUCUUACUGUGGUGUUGGCAUUGCCUUCAAUGCUAGGAUCGGAGGAAUCCGCUUGUUGGAUGGGCCCGUCACGGACGCCAUGGAGGCCUCAGCCCUGACCUACAACAUCCACUUCAUCGACAUCUACGUCUGCAGCUGGGGCCCGAGGGACAACGGGGCGGAGAUGGACGGCCCUCACUUCUUGACAGAGCGAGCCCUGCGGCUAGGAGCUCACAAGGGUCGUGUCGGGAAGGGCAGCAUCUUCGUGUGGGCUGCAGGCAAUGGUGGAUUGUACGACGACCACUGUGGCGCAGACGGUUACAUCAACUCCAUCUACACCAUCGCCAUCGGAGCCAUCACUCAGAGCGGAAAGCCCGCCUAUUUUGGUGAAGCGUGUCCAGGAGUAAUGGCGGUCACUCCAGCAGGCGGCGGCUAUGGAGGCUAUCAGCCUCUGGUGACCCUGACCACCACAGGAGAUGGAUGUGUGACACACUUUCCAGGAACUUCCAGUGCUGCUCCGAUCGCUGCUGGGAUUCUGGCUCUUGCUUUGGAAGUGAAUCCUGCACUGACGUGGAGGGGAGUUCAGCAUCUGAUCGCUAACACGGCGAAGAUCCCCGACCCUGAAGAGCCGGGCUGGAGCAUCAAUGCGGCAGGGUACCACGUUCACCACAGGUAUGGCUUUGGGGUGCUGGACGCCGGGUUGAUGGUACAGCAGGCUGCACUCUUCCAAAAGGUCGGGCGACAGAGGACGUGCACACAAGAGGCUACAUUCGACUCACCCAGAAUCCUCUCUCCUGGAGACAGUGUGACCUUGAGAAUCCACUCAAAAGCCUGUCAGGGGACAUCCAACGAGAUCAGCUCUCUGGAGCAUGUGCAGGUGAGACUGAGUGUUUCCGCCAGGUGUCGUGGCGACCUCUCUGUAAGGCUGGAGUCUCCAGGCGGCACGGUGUCCAUGCUGUUGGAUUCACGGCCCAACGACGCCUCCACGGCCGGACUAAAUAACUGGACCCUGAUGACGGUGCACUGCUGGGGGGAGCAGCCAGGAGGCCUGUGGACGCUUCAGGUGACUGACCACAAAGGAGAAGUGUGGAGCUGCGCGAGGCAGCGUGGAGAGGAGACUCCUGGAGCUUUGCUCAGCGCCACCCUCAUUCUGUACGGCACCUACCACCCACAGCAGAGCUCGCCUGAGGGCCCCCUGCAGAGCAUUGUAUCCAUGGGGUCGCGCCACCCCAUCCCCGGCGGUGGGCUGUACCGGAGGGCCCGCCCGCCGCCUCCGUAUCUGCUUCAGUGGGUCUACCAAAUGGAAAGAGAUAGGAAAGUGCGGGCUGCUGACAUCAUCGUUCCAGCCAGACAGGAGAAGCUGGAGACUCCUGCUGAUCCAACGGCCAACUUCUUCAAACUUCUGACAUCAAGGGAAGCUUUGAAGCUCCGUCCAGCAUGUGCUCUACAGAGGUCUUCAGCAAGAUCAGGACCUGCCGCUGGAGAAGCCCCUCCUGAAGCCAGGCCUGUCAAGAGGGUGUGAACGGGGCGAGUGCAUCCUUACCAUCUCGUCUUCUCCGGGAGGAUACUGCGGUGAUGAAAAACCAGCUGUCAGACUCUUCAGUGGAGCUGGAUGCUGCGAGCAGAGAGGCAGCGGGGGGAGCUGGAAGCACAAACAUGAACCACGGUUAAAUAAAGACGCUUGUUCCCCUCAGUGCAGCAAGCCAAUUGAUCACAAAUCAA
This is a messenger RNA of Oryzias melastigma (Indian medaka), 2603 nucleotides long. RefSeq names its product furin-like protease kpc-1. Gene Ontology annotation, biological process: peptide hormone processing. The coding region runs from base 1 to 2403 and encodes 800 amino acids. Gene Ontology annotation, molecular function: serine-type endopeptidase activity. The transcript is spliced from 20 exons. NCBI's taxonomy places the organism in Eukaryota, Metazoa, Chordata, Actinopteri, Beloniformes, Adrianichthyidae. Gene Ontology annotation, cellular component: trans-Golgi network; Golgi membrane. The record is from RefSeq and is a predicted model, not a curated record.